UAAAAGAUUCUUAAAAUAUGCCAAAAUUUUUUGUACAAGUGAAAAACUAAAAAACAGGAUUUUUAUUUUAUUAAUUUUAAUCAUUAUUUAAAAUUGUAGUUAUGGCCGAUAAAGAGUUAUUGGAGAGACUUGAUAAAGUACCAUUACCGAGACCCGGCUUCGAUGCUUUAGGCAUGUCAGCUCCUGUUUUAGUACAAAUGAAUCCAGAAGGAAAAUGGGAGAGUUGUAAACCCGAAAGUUUGGAUGAAGAAAGAUUAAGAGCUGUUGUACAACAUUUGGUCAAUUCGAAGGCAAUAUCUGCAGCUCAAAGUUAUUGCUGUCAAUGUGCCGUGGACAAUCAGAAACAGGAAGGUAAAUCAAACUAUGUUCCAAUCAUAAUGAUGCCAAUCUAUCCAGCUAAUAAAUGUCCAUUUGAUAUGGAAUGUGAAAUACAAAAGAUAAAAGAAACAGAAUCGAAACCAAGUAAGAAAACUAAGAAAAUGGAAACAGUAGUAGAAUCGGAGAAAAACAAAGACAAGAAGAAAAUCAAGAAACGUGGAUUUGUAAUGCAACGACUCACAGAUUUUGAUUUGUUGUCACAAUGGUAAAAAUGUAAAAAAAAAAUUAAUAUAAAGUGUAACGUGUGAUUAUUUCUUUUUUGUUUUUAAUAAUUAAUAUAUAUAAUAAAAAUAA
This is a messenger RNA of Galleria mellonella (greater wax moth), 672 nucleotides long. RefSeq lists its product as uncharacterized. The record is from RefSeq and is a predicted model, not a curated record. The transcript is spliced from 3 exons. Lineage: Eukaryota; Metazoa; Arthropoda; Insecta; Lepidoptera; Pyralidae. The coding region runs from base 102 to 587 and encodes 161 amino acids.